CUACCUUCCCUGACUAUGCAUCCAGUCAUGAUGGGACUUUUCCAGAGAGCACUGAGGCUGAGAACAUCUCUGAGACACCUGUGUCUCUGCAGCACUGUCUCCACUAAAGCCAGGCUUCCACUUGCAGCCCUCAAAAGUCCAUUCUUGAACUUCGGCUCGUGUCGUGAGCAGCACGUUGGGGCAGUUGGGUCCAAGUCACUCCCCGAUGGAGCUCCAAAAAGGCUGCCUUUCUCCAGAGUCACAAAGGAAGAUGUGGACUUUUUUAAGAAGAUCUUACCGGGCAGAACAAUCACUGACCCAGACUUAGUGGAGUCCAGUAAUGUGGACUGGCUAAAAUCUGUAAGAGGUUCAAGUGAAAUUCUGCUGAGACCUCAGACCACAGAGGAAGUGUCUCAGAUUCUCAGGUAUUGUAACAAUCGCAACCUGGCUGUGAACCCCCAAGGGGGCAAUACUGGGCUGGUUGGUGGCAGCGUGCCUGUUUAUGAUGAGAUCAUCCUUUCAACCUCUCUUAUGAAAAACAUAAAUAGCUUUGAUGACAUAUCUGGUAUUCUGACCUGUGAGGCAGGUUGUGUCUUGGAGAACUUGUCACUCUACCUGGAGGAUAGAGGCUACAUGAUGCCACUGGAUCUCGGGGCAAAAGGAAGUUGCCAAAUUGGAGGCAACGUGGCAACAAAUGCAGGCGGGCUGCGGCUGCUGAGAUACGGCUCUUUACACGGGACCGUGCUGGGUCUUGAGGUGGUGUUGGCAGAUGGCCAGGUGCUGGACUGCUUGUCCACACUACGGAAGGAUAACACAGGAUAUGACCUCAAACAACUCUUCAUUGGGUCAGAGGGCACUUUGGGGGUCAUCACUGCAGUGUCCAUUCUUUGCCCACCAAAACCCAAAUCUGUUAAUGUGGUUUUCUUGGGCUGUGAGACCUUUGAAUGUCUCCUGAAGACGUUUCAGCUUUGCAAAGGCAUGCUGGGAGAAAUUCUGUCUGCUUUUGAGUUCCUGGACAGUGAAUGCAUGAGGCUGCUAAACACGCAUCUCAAACUAGCCAAUCCCAUCUCUGAUUGCCCGUUCUACAUUGUCAUAGAAACAUCGGGAUCUGACCCCAACCACGAUUCAGAGAAACUCCACAGCUUCCUGGAGGAAGCGAUGACAACAUUGUUAGUAACUGAUGGAACAGUGGCAACAGAGGAAGCAAAAAUAAAGGCUCUGUGGUCCAUGCGUGAACGUGUCACAGAGGCACUGACUCAUGACGGCUUCACCUACAAGUACGACAUCUCACUUCCGGUGGAGCGGAUUUACCAACUGGUGACGGAGAUGAGGCAGCACCUGGGGGACCGGGCCAAGAGUGUGGUGGGAUACGGCCACGUGGGUGAUGGUAACCUCCAUCUGAACAUCACGUCUCCUGCUAAGGACCCCAGUUUACUGGCUGCUAUUGAGCCAUUUGUCUAUGAAUGGACAGCCAAGUUUCAAGGUAGUAUUAGCGCAGAGCAUGGACUGGGCCUGAAAAAGAGGAACUACAUUUAUUACAGCAAACAAAGCCAAGCGGUGGCCCUGAUGGGUCACAUCAAGGCUUUGCUGGACCCCAAAGGCAUCCUCAACCCAUAUAAGACUCUACCAGAUAAGCUGAGAUGA
This is a messenger RNA of Menidia menidia (Atlantic silverside), 1623 nucleotides long. The record is from the annotation of a GenBank genome assembly. Lineage: Eukaryota; Metazoa; Chordata; Actinopteri; Atheriniformes; Atherinopsidae.